ACAUGAGCUAAGGGACCAUAUUAGUUUAAACAGGGGCUCGAAGCUGCAUUUGAAAGAGAGAGGACCCUUUCUCUCCUGGUGGACACUUGUCUUUCAGAAGACUUCUGCUGACUGAGAGUCGAGAUUCUUAUUGAAGAGUUCUGCAGUUUGAAUUCUGCAGAUUGUUUCUGUCUUCCGGAAGGGAUUCUCUACUUUUAGAGUGGUUCAAACUCUAGGAUGUCCUCGUAUAGAUGUCAAGAGAAGGGAAUACUGAAAAGCCAUGAUUGUGUCCUGAUUUACAAAUCAGAGACAGAGGGCGAUGAAAACCCCACAGCAGAUGGUGGCUUCAUGGGACUCACCAGCAGGAUGCUGAAAGUGAAGAGGCUGGAGGAGAUCAGUUCCUGCUGCAGCAGCAACCCACUGGAGAAAGUGGCCUUCUUCCAGUGCAUGGAAGAGGUUGAAAAGGUGAAAUGUUUUCUGGAAGAAAAGUCUAGCAAACUGGAUUUGAGCUCUGGAGAUGAAGAGGCUGAGGCAAAGGGCUGGGCCAACCCUGAACUGAAUGAAAGGACAAAUGUCACAGGUGGAAGGACAUCAGCUCUCACAGAGAGAUCUACCCAGAAGAACCAGUUCUCCUCAGAGAAAGAAAAUGUUAACAAACUCAACAAGAAAAAUGCUGAGAAGACCAAUGCCUCUGUUGUGCAGACAAGUUUUGCCACGUGUCACAUAGAACGAGACAAGGAAGGAGAUGUUGUUCCAAGGAAUUACGCAGAGCCUGGAGAGAAUGCAGAUGGAAAAGAUGGUCCAUGCAGAGAGAACCUGGAGAGACGAAAAGACAUCACUGGAGAUGAGCACCGCACUGAGGAUAAAAAUGGAUGUCCGUUGUUCAAAGGAGAGAAAAAUGGGCUUCCUUCUAAGGAUGAUAACAAAGGAAGAGAAGCUCAGAAAGGAGGAUCAGCAGCUGCAAAUGAACCAGUGCUGGGCAAACAUUCAAGUGAAAAGCAGCACAUUGAUGAAGUGAAUGGUGGUCCGUCCCAUGGAAGGUGCAUCAGUAGUGUGAAGGCCAUUUCUACACCAGGAAUUCUGGGAAACUCCACAACAGGAUCCGCUUUCCAGAAUGCUGAACAGACAGAGUCUGCUGGCAGCAGUAAGCGUAGAGUGACAGAGGAAUGCUUCCUCAGUGAAGACCAUAAAAAGAGCAGAAUCGAUGUAGUGGGUAUGGGGGAAGAGCCCGCAGUUAGAAGGACAGAGGAAACCAGACAAGCCCAGGAUGGAAUGAGGACCUCUGGAGAGGAAGACCUGGUUCGCCCACUGGAUGAUGUCCCUGCUCCUGCUGCCCCAUUUGAUCAUCGUGUUGUAACAGCCAAACACGCCUCGGUCGACAGUCUGUAUACUGUGAGCAAAACUGAAAUCCUAGGAGGGGGGCGUUUUGGCCAGGUUCACAAGUGUGAAGAGAAAGCAACAGGUUUGAAGCUGGCUGCUAAAAUCAUUAAGAUCAGAGGUGCAAAGGACAAGGAGGAUGUGAAGAAUGAGAUCAGCAUCAUGAACCAGCUGGACCAUGUGAACCUCAUUCAGCUCUAUGAUGCCUUCGAAUCCAAGCAUGACAUCAUACUGGUCAUGGAGUAUGUGGAUGGUGGGGAGCUGUUUGAUCGCAUCAUUGAUGAGAACUACAACUUGACAGAGCUCGACACCAUCCUGUUCAUUAAGCAGAUCUGUGAGGGGAUAAGGCACAUGCAUCAGAUGUACAUCCUCCACUUGGAUCUGAAGCCUGAGAAUAUCCUGUGUGUGAAUCGGGAUGCAAAGCAAAUAAAAAUUAUUGAUUUUGGAUUGGCCAGAAGAUACAAACCCAGAGAGAAGCUGAAGGUGAACUUCGGAACUCCAGAAUUUCUUGCCCCUGAAGUUGUGAACUAUGAUUUUGUUUCCUUUCCUACCGAUAUGUGGAGUGUGGGCGUCAUCACAUACAUGCUACUCAGCGGUUUGUCCCCUUUUCUGGGCGAUAAUGAUGCAGAGACACUGACCAAUAUCCUGGCAUGCAGGUGGGAUUUAGAGGAUGAAGAAUUUCAGGACAUCUCAGAGGAGGCCACGGAGUUCAUCUCUAAGCUCCUGAUUAAGGAGAAGAGUUGGAGAAUAAGUGCCAGCGAGGCUCUCAAGCACCCUUGGUUGUCAGACCACAAGCUCCACGCCAGACUGAAUGCACAGAAGAAGAACCGCAGCUCUGGUGCUCAGAACCUCAUGACCAAAUAGUUCAUGAAGGCGCCUAUCUAAAAGGAAAACGGCUGUGGUUGCUGCUGCUUUGAGACUUUCGGAAAAAUCAGCAGUUCUGAUGCCUUGACCCCUGUGAUGACUAGCAACCAUUGCAGGGGGAGCCCUUGGACUUGAACUUGGAGUGGCUCUGCUGUACUCAGUGGAUGACCUAGUGCCAAUCCCUAGGGGUUCAGGAAGAUCCCCAUAUCUCACUGAGCACACAAAGGGGAAGAUGUUUCUCUGCCUUCUUGAGAUCUUAUUUUUUAAUUUUUAUUUUUGGAUGUCAGCAGGGCAGGGGGUACAUUAUGCUGUUUCUUGACUACUAGAGUAGUGGUACUUGAGAUUUAAAAACCUCGUCAAUGCAUUUGGAGAGAGAAAAUGGCUUCCAGUCCUUGCACUGUGCUUUUCAAGGGGUGAUUAUAUCUCCAGAAAAAAAUUCUACGUUUGGCACACCCUGGAACACUUUGAUUUGGUCUGAAAUGAAGUGAACUCAAUGGAUAAAUAAUUAGCUUGCUGGAACAUGAGGCAUCUUAAAGCAAGAUACAUCAUUUAUUCUGAACUCACUCCCAAGUGCAACAGUUUCUUCUAAGUUGCUGAUUACAUUUUUAGAUUCAUACCAUGCCUUUUCACAAAAUCUCUACCAUCACCCUGCUCUGGUCUGAUGGGCAGUUCAUUCCCUCUUAAACAUGAUAGUUUGGGGGAGGCAAUGCAAAAGUAUCUGUUUAUGGUUAGUCUUUAAAAUGCCAACCUUCAAAAUAAUGCUGAUAGUCACAGAGCUUUCCUCAAGCCCAAGGCAGGUGUCAUCAAGAGGAGAUGAUCUGUGUACCCAGGGAAGGACAGUGCCUGGCUUCCAGUGUUUGUGUGACUGGGAAGUAGCUCCCCAGUCUGGGUAAACACAAACAUUUAGAAAGCCAAUACGAUACCUAUGUAGAUUCUCCUGUGGGUCAGUGGUUGUAAGGAAAUAAGGCAAGGGGCUCACUCUUUGAGCAUAACUGAUUUCUGGUUGCAAAUUUCUUAUUCCUUAGAUCACAGUCCAAUCGCUAUUGGUUAUUUAAUAAGGGACAUAAGCACUACUGUAGGUGACAUUUAGGGGACAGAAAGAUAUGGGCUGUAGAAAACAAAGUAUGCGAUGUCUGUAUGAAGAUAAGACUUUGAAAAGCCUCCCCAAAAUUCCAUUGCACAAUCAACACCAGGCUCACCACUUGGCCUCUUGUUUCUAAGUAACUAUCCAGUUGAGACUGGCUAGAAUGAUGCCCUCAUUUCUAGCCAUGAAUUGUUGUCCCGAUAGCAAUGGGUAAGAAUAACCUAGUAGCCCUGUCAGUGAGGAUAGACAACUUACAUGGCUAAUCUCUAAGCCCUCCCAGCCAUAGCAUACCCUUGGAUAACUAAUGACUCCAUACUCCCAACUUUGGAGUAAAGAGGGAGGUAGAUAGAGGGAAACGUGAAAUUUACUGAAAGCCACGUGUCCAUUUCAUGGUUGUGCUAGCUGUAAAAAUCUACUCACAGCCUGUGCCCUCACACUAUGACGCAUGUCUCUUUUUCUUUUGGGCCAUUCAUUUAUCCAAAGUUGGUUUCUCAAAUCCCUGUUGAGCUUAAAAUGUUUCAUUUUCUUUAAAAAAGAAAGAACACGCGCGCGCGCACACACACACACACACACACACAAAGAGCGAGCCCUGUGACUUCAGUGUUAUGUUACUGUGCUAUGUUUAGCUGAUGCUAUUCAUUGAGUCUGGAAAAAUACAAGCCAGUGCAUGCAUUAAUCCUCCUUGACCACAGAGGGCUGGCAUUCACUCAGAUACUAAACGGUACACAAGGGUCUGAUUGGAAUUCCUGCAUGGAAGGGUGUUUUCAGUUCUGUGGCGUGGACUCUUCCCCCAGAUUGGGCAGGAGGUCUUCUGCAGGAACUUCAGCUUCCAUUCUGACUCAUGUUGGCAGAUAAAGCUGCCCCAGGCCUGUCACACGUGGAAGGGACAACUUAGGUCACAUACAGUCAUGAUUUCUCGGCCACCUGAAUCCACUUGAUGAUCCCACAAUUAGUGGGUGUGCUUUAUUUUUUAUUUUUCAAGGUUUAGAAAGGAGACUGCUUUGAGAGCAGAACUUGUUUGAAUCUUGCACAUUUGGAUGGGAAGGUGAAUAGCCCCACCCGCGUGGCAAGCAUUUUAUAGGAGAGCUGAGGCAAGCUGAUGAUUACAGGCUGAGUUAUAGCGGAGCAGGAGAUGAUCAGCCUUCACUCCAUGUCUGCAUGGGCAGACAGCAAGAGCCUAUAACUUGAUAGAUUGAGAAGCUGGUGGGAAAGGGGACUUAGCAAAGCUGGGAAUCAAACCAGAUGCCGGUGUGGACUCAGAGUGGACUCUGGCUGCACUGGGGCUCUUGUCAAUUUUUCCAAGAAAUGGUCAGGAUUUGAGAGACUAUAUUUCACCUUCUCCCUCUCAGUGGACAAAUAGACUUUGCUCACUCCCAUCAGCACUUGGCAUUUCCCCUUUCUUCAGCAAAUGGAGAACACAAAACAGUGGGCACUUCCCACGGACUGGAGAGAUGUCUUCAAAUUAUUGAGAAGAAAGCAUACCCAUGUUUGGAAUUUGGAAGACACCAACUUUACACAGAAUUGGUUGAUAUUUAAUAAUGUAAUAAUGUUCCCAUUUGCAACAUGAAAAAAAUCCUUUGGAAGGAAUUCUCCUCUGAGCUAGCUUGGAGCAAAGAUUUCCAGGUUGAAAUUAGAUAA
Messenger RNA from Nannospalax galili (Upper Galilee mountains blind mole rat), 4942 nucleotides. It is a transcript of the gene Mylk4, whose product is annotated as myosin light chain kinase family member 4. Gene Ontology annotation, cellular component: cytoplasm; nucleus. Lineage: Eukaryota; Metazoa; Chordata; Mammalia; Rodentia; Spalacidae. The record is from RefSeq and is a predicted model, not a curated record. Gene Ontology annotation, biological process: protein phosphorylation; positive regulation of apoptotic process; intracellular signal transduction. Gene Ontology annotation, molecular function: ATP binding; protein serine/threonine kinase activity. The transcript is spliced from 15 exons. The coding region runs from base 217 to 2220 and encodes 667 amino acids.